AUGUCACAAGGUUUCCUCGUUUCCAUUGUCCGUAUCAGAAAAAAACUGUUUCUUGAUCAUAUGUUUGAUUUGUUAGGUAAAAUUUUAAUUCCAGAACAGAGACGUAAGGCUAUACCGCGGUUACUGUGGGGAAUUUGGAAAAGCCGGAACUCUACUAUCUUCUCUGCUAGAAACAAUGAUCAUAACAUACUUAUUGCCUCAGCUCUGGAAGACUCUGAGGUUUGGUUUCAUCAACAGAGUGUAAUGAUACAAGAUACACAAGGCGUUGAGUGUAAGAGCAAUCGUUUGGAUACACGGUGGUUCAAACCUGUUCUUGGUCGACUCAAAUGUAAUCUCAAUGCUUCGUGGGUGAAGGAUUCUUUUUUCUGUGGAGGUGCUUGGAUCAUAAGGAAUCAUGAAGGCAAUGCUUUAUUUCACACAAGGGAUGCUUUCGUUCCGCAUAUCAAUAGAAUCUCGGCUGAGCUUUCCUGCAUUUUGUGGUGCCUUCGGAGUUUAAAAGAUCUUCAUAUAUUGUCUUGUGAAGUUUGGAGAGAUUGCAACGCGGUUUUAGCGGCUUUGGAGUCACCAUUGGAAUGGCCGAAGUAUAGAGCUCAGCUCGACAAGAUUAUACAAGUAAAAUGUGGUAUGGGGGAGAUUUCAUUUCACAUGUCAUCUACAAAAGCUAAUUCUUUGGUUAGAGAGAUCGCGAGCAGUGUAACCAGGGACGGACGCUUAACUUCAUACUUAGCCUUAGGCGGGCCGGCGUGGCUGCAGGAACGACUUACCUUGGAUAGCCAUUGA
This is a messenger RNA of Capsella rubella, 780 nucleotides long. RefSeq lists its product as uncharacterized. Gene Ontology annotation, molecular function: RNA-DNA hybrid ribonuclease activity; nucleic acid binding. The record is from RefSeq and is a predicted model, not a curated record. NCBI's taxonomy places the organism in Eukaryota, Viridiplantae, Streptophyta, Magnoliopsida, Brassicales, Brassicaceae. The transcript has a single exon. Bases 1 to 780 code for a protein of 259 amino acids.